AUGGCUCCCCAAGGACACGAGCAACCCGACUUCGCAGUGGGUGACUAUGUCAAGUUCUUUGGCGCAGGCGCGCUCGCUGCCACAUCAACUCAUGCGGCCGCGACACCGAUUGACGUCAUCAAGACCCGAAUUCAGGUCGACGAUGCCAUGAAAGGGCUCAAUAUGAUCCGGGCAGCUCGCACAAUUGUUGCAAAGGAAGGUUCGUCGGCGCUAUUGACCGGGUUCGGUCCAACCGCCGUUGGUUACCUGAUCCAGGGCGGCGCCAAAUUUGCAGGAUACGAAUUCUUCAAGAAGCAGUACAUUGCGUUGGCAGGAGGGCCAGAGGAGGCCGUCGGCAACCGCAUGGGCAUAUACUUGGGCGCCAGUGCUACAGCCGAGUUUUUUGCAGAUAUCCUCCUCUGCCCCCUGGAGGCAACUCGAAUCCGACUAGUAUCGCAGCGAGGCUACGCGAGCGGGCUGGCGUCGGGAUUCAUGCGAAUGGCCAGAGAGGAAGGCUUCCGAGGAUUCUACUCGGGAUUCGUGCCUCUGCUGUUCAAGCAGGUGCCUUUCGCCGUCGGACAAUUCUCAGUCCACGAGGCCGUCAACGAGAUCAUCUUUCGGGCCAUGGGCCCAGAGCGAAAGGCGAAGCUCACCAGCCUGGAAUCAACGGGGGUGGAGCUGACGUCGGGUCUGGCUGCUGGUGCCGCUGCUGCCGUCUUCUCACACCCUGCAGACACGUUACUCUCGGCCAUCAACAAGGGAGCUGGGGACAAGAAUCACAGUGCCACAAGCAGGAUGUUUCAACUGGCAAGAGAAUUCGGGCCCAGGCGGCUGUUGUUGACGGGGUUAGGACCACGUUUGGUCAUGACCUGUGCACUGGUCUCGGGCCAAUUUGUCAUAUAUGCGCGAUGCAAGCAGCUGACCGGCGCACCACCGAGUAUCGAAAUUCACAAGGAGGAGGCUUUAUAG
This is a messenger RNA of Metarhizium album ARSEF 1941, 948 nucleotides long. Its product is annotated as phosphate transport protein MIR1. The record is from RefSeq and is a predicted model, not a curated record. The transcript is spliced from 2 exons. Gene Ontology annotation, cellular component: mitochondrial inner membrane. The coding region runs from base 1 to 948 and encodes 315 amino acids. Gene Ontology annotation, molecular function: phosphate transmembrane transporter activity. Lineage: Eukaryota; Fungi; Ascomycota; Sordariomycetes; Hypocreales; Clavicipitaceae. Gene Ontology annotation, biological process: mitochondrial phosphate ion transmembrane transport.